Molecule: messenger RNA, 1783 nt
Organism: Pogona vitticeps (central bearded dragon)
Lineage: Eukaryota; Metazoa; Chordata; Lepidosauria; Squamata; Agamidae
Gene: LSM2
Product: LSM2 homolog, U6 small nuclear RNA and mRNA degradation associated
Biological process (GO): mRNA splicing, via spliceosome
Cellular component (GO): catalytic step 2 spliceosome; U4/U6 x U5 tri-snRNP complex; Lsm1-7-Pat1 complex
Molecular function (GO): RNA binding
Source: RefSeq, a predicted model, not a curated record
UUACGUCUCGUCCCUUCCCCUCCGCGUUCGCCAAGGUUGCCAGGACGCAUGCGCAGCCCGGGAAGUUCUUUCUGGUUCUGAAGCGGUGGAUCCACGCGGGGACUUGGGGCUGCCAGCAGGUGCUAUGCUCUUCUACUCCUUCUUCAAGUCCCUAGUAGGGAAGGACGUGGUGGUUGAGUUGAAAAAUGACUUAAGUAUAUGCGGGACUCUACACUCUGUGGAUCAGUACCUGAAUAUCAAGCUCACAGACAUCAGCGUGACGGAUCCAGAGAAAUACCCUCACAUGCUUUCCGUCAAGAACUGCUUCAUUCGAGGCUCCGUCGUCCGCUACGUCCAGCUGCCGGCCGAUGAGGUGGACACCCAGCUGCUGCAAGAUGCGGCGCGCAAGGAGGCCCUCCAGCAGAAGCAGUGAGGGCUGCUGCUCUUCCCCCAACCCCUUUCCCCUGUCUUGCCUGCUCCCUUAAGGGAAGUGUUGCAGGAUGUGGGGAAACCCUGCCAAUUUCUAAGAGAGGGAACCACCGAGAAUUAUGUGUGUGUGUGUACGCAUUUAGCCAAGGUGUACUUCUGAUGGUUGAAAGAAGGUGUAUCCAUAAGUAUUCAUGUUUUGUUUCCAUUCCUCCAGUGGAAUCUGUAAUCUGAGUUUCCUUGUUCAUAAUUUUGGGGGAAAGGCCUGGAGUCUUCUGUGUUAUUCCGGGUAGGUGGAUCCGAGACUGAGUAACAGCAGCAAUUUUUCCCCUACCUCUGUAGAGCCUCGUAGCUCGUUGGUUUCGUUUUCUCUUUUCAUCCCAUUCAGCAUUUCGUUUCCAUGCCACGGCUUCAGGAUGGAAAAGGGUUGUUGUUUUUUUGGGCAGAAGGCUCAUGUCCCCUUUCAUCAUGAAUAGCUCCCCUGCAAACUUUGGCUUCAACCUUCCCUCACUAGGGGUAGGUCUGAUUGUGUUGGAGUAAAACUCUCGUCUCCUCUGGGAGCGAUGGGAGUUGCACUCCAACUCUUUUGAAAGGCUGCUGAAAAGUUGUUUUGAUUAAGCAUUGGCCACAGUGGGUGGACAUGUUGGUCCACAUGGACCACUAGCCCUUUCUGCUGCUUAGCAAGAGAGAACUAACACUGAAGAUGCUUCAUACUUAAUUUAAUGCAUGAGGUGAGCGAUCAGUAUAAAUUGUUCCUUUCUUAGCAUUUCUGCAGGAGCAAAAGGGACACCGUGACUUUAAGCCCCAUGAACCUUGGCUGCCCAUUUUAUUUCGGAGCACCAGUCUAUGGCACUGCUUCCCAACCUUGGGUCCCCAGAUGUUCAUGGACUGCAACUCCCAGAAACCCUGGCCAGCACAGCAGGUGGUGAAGACUUCUGGGAGUUUUAGUCCAAGAAACAUCUGGGGACCCAAGGUUGGGAACCACUGAUCUACAGAAUUCCAUUCAAUGGCCAACUCUAGGCUGCUUUAUUAAUAAGCAUUGCAGAUUGUAGUACAAUGAUCUCUUGUACCGCUAGAGGCCACAAUAAGCAAAGCUGUGCUUCCUUUUGAAGCAAAGUCAAAGUUCUUCACUUACUGUUGCCAGGAAGAGAGAAAUAAUCCUCUUGGGUUUGUGUCUCUGAAACGAUGUUAUCCUGGUGGCUUCUGUGGAAGGGGUGGGUCUCUCUGUGUUUUUUUUUUAACAAUGUGUUUUUUUGAAAUAAUGUAUAAAAUAAUUUUGGAAAAAUAAAAUGUUGCAUUUGAAAGAUGGUGGCAGUUCUGGGCAAGGCCCAACAUGUGUCAUUUUUAAAAUGACAAAACAAAGCUAAAUAUAAACAAC